AUUGAUGAAAUUUAUCAACUCGUGUAGUUUAUGCGAAACCAAAUAAAAUUUUUCAGUUACAAUUAUUCUUAUUAUUGUCCUUAUCGUACCGUUUCUAAUUGUGACUACAACACUGUUAGUCAAAACGCUGUUAUCAAGCUCGGUUGAGAGCGCACUGCUUUUCCACGUCAGUGUGUUUACCAAGACCAGACUGACAGCUACUGGCGUAUGUUUUAGUUUUCUUAAUUCUUCGAAAAUAUAUGCUGUCACGCCGUGGAAUGUCCCAAAAUUGUCGUUCGUCUAUAUGUUGUGGUGAGUUGAACUACAAUACUGGUCUUCUCCACUCACUGUUGGCCGGUUAGCUGCUAGCUUGCACAGCUAGUCCGUCGGUAGCUUCUACGGAAGUCCAUCUUCGAAGUAGAAGUCACACACGCAGAACUCAGUAUGGUGGACAAAAGUAUCUACAUUGUCCAGGGUGAAAUUACUGCUGUCGUCGGUGCUAUCAAGAGGAACUCAAGAUGGAACACCCACACUCCCUUGGAUGAAGAGCAGGAUCCAUUGUUGAACAGUUUUGGCCACCUGAAGGAAGUACUCAGCAACAUAAAAGAACUGUCCGACGUAGAACCCAAUGUAUUCCUCAGACCUUUCCUAGAGGUGGUCCGCUCGGAGGAUACCACUGGACCAAUCACAGGCCUUGCCCUUACCUCUGUCAACAAGUUCUUGUCGUAUGGCUUAAUAGAUGCUAACCAUGAAGGUGCAGCUGAGGCCAUAGAGAAUAUGGCGGAUGCUGUAACACAUGCCAGAUUUGUUGGAACAGACCCUGCCAGUGAUGAAGUGGUCCUUAUGAAAAUUCUACAGGUCUUGAGGACACUGCUGCUGACACCAGUUGGAGCCCACCUGACAAAUGAAUCUGUUUGUGAGAUCAUGCAGUCCUGCUUCCGUAUCUGCUUUGAGAUGCGGCUAAGUGAACUCCUCAGAAAAUCAGCUGAACACACCCUUGUUGAUAUGGUGCAGCUUCUGUUUUCCAGACUUCCCCAAUUUAAGGAAGAGGCCAAAAGUUAUGCUGGUGCGAGCAUGAAGAAGUUGAAGAUGCGUGCAGGUGGAAUGAAUGAGUCAUCCAAAUGGAAAAAGCAGAAACGUUCACCAAAGCCAACUCGCCACAUGGUGCAAAGUUCCUCUGGACAGAUGGACCCUGCCCAGUCUACCAACCUCAGUAGUACCAACCUAUCUGGUGGAGUUGUCGUAAUGGAGCAAAGGUGUUCACUACCCGCCUCAGACAGUGCUGGCUCUUCUAUUUCCAGUCCCACAACCACAGACAGUGGCCUAGAGUCCUGCUCCAAAACCACUUCUCGGGAAGACCUCUCCGACCUGGAUCAGUGUAGCUUGUUUGCAGCUACACCUGUCAAUGCCAACACACUCCUAGACACAAAUCCUGGCUCUCCAAAUGCACAGUCUGACGUUAGACCGGCUCAAUCAACAUCAGUAGAGUCAAUCCCAGAGGUUCUUGAGGAAAAAGACUUGAUUGCAGAACAGUCAGGGAGCACCUCUAUCCAUGACAUGGACUACGUCAAUCCCCGAGGUGUCCGUUUCACACAGUCCACACAAAGAGAUGGUGCAUCCCUCAUCCCCUAUGGUCUGCCAUGUCUCCGGGAGCUCUUCCGGUUCCUAAUCUCAUUGACCAACCCCCAUGACCGCCACAACACUGAUGCGAUGAUGCACAUGGGCCUGCAACUGCUGAGUGUGGCUCUGGAGUCUGCAGACUUUGUCAACUACCUAUCUUUGCUAGGACUGAUUAAAGAUGAGCUUUGUAGGCAUCUUUUCCAGCUGCUGAGCAUGGACCGUCUGAACCUCUAUGCUUCGUCGUUACGAGUGUGUUUCCUACUAUUUGAAAGCAUGAGAGUGCAUCUUAAAUUUCAGCUGGAGAUGUACCUUAAGAAACUGAUGGACAUAAUCACAUCCGAGAAUAUGAAGAUGCCCUAUGAAAUGAAGGAAAUGGCUCUGGAGGCAUUGGUACAGCUGUGGAGGAUCCCCAGCUUUGUUACUGAGCUGUACAUCAACUAUGAUUGUGACUUCUACUGCUCUAAUCUAUUUGAAGACCUCACCAAGCUGCUGUCUAAGAAUGCAUUCCCUGUGUCCGGACAGCUCUACACAACUCACCUUCUGUCACUGGAAGCUCUACUAACUGUCAUUGACAGCACUGAGGCCCACUGCCAAGCCAAAGUGCUAGACAACACCGCUUGCCAAGGCCAUUCAGAAAAACUGCCACUGGAGGAAGUAACAUUAAUAAAAAAUGGAACAGAUGCUACAACUGAUCUUAUUCAAGAUGGCAGUAUCAAUGGUUUGAGUUUUCCACUAGCGGACCGUGGUCCAGGAUGCCCACCAACUAGUGGAAAUCUGAUGGCAGAAAAGAUGAAACUGUGUCGACAGGAUCAAAGAGAGAGUGACGCUACUGAGAAGACAACCAUGAAAAAACCUCAACGUUUCUCUUCAAGUCUACCUGAUUCCCAAGAGUUGUUCGAAAUAAGGACAAAGAAAAAGCUUCUGAUCACAGGGACAGAGCAAUUUAAUCUGAAACCAAAGAAGGGAAUUCAGUUCCUUCAGGAAAAAGGGCUUCUCAGUAAUCCAAUGGAUAACAACCAAGUGGCCCAAUGGCUCCGAGAGAAUCCCAGAUUGGACAAAAAGAUGAUCGGGGAAUUUGUCAGUGAUCGCAAUAAUAUGGAGCUCCUAGACAGCUUUGUCAACACGUUCACCUUCCAGGGACUUCGUAUUGAUGAGGCCUUGAGGCUUUACCUUGAGGCCUUCAGGUUACCAGGAGAGGCUCCUGUCAUCCAAAGACUUCUGGAAACAUUUACAGACAACUGGCAUAAAGUAAACGGCUCUCCCUUCCUGACCAAUGAUGCAGGAUUUGCUUUGGCCUACGCUGUUAUCAUGUUGAACACUGACCAGCAUAACCACAAUGUACGGAAGCAGAAUAUCCCAAUGACUGUAGAGCAAUUCAAGAAGAAUCUAAAGGGAGUUAAUGGAAACAAAGAUUUUAACCAGGACAUGCUAGAGGAUAUCUACAAUGCUAUCAAGAAUGAUGAGAUUGUGAUGCCAGAUGAGCAGACUGGUUUAGUGAAGGAGAACUAUGUGUGGAGUGUGCUGCUACAUCGCGGUGCUACACCAGAGGGGACUUUCCUUCACCUGCCACCUGGCAGUUAUGACCAUGACUUAUUCACCAUGACCUGGGGUCCAACUAUUGCGGCUUUGUCCUAUGUCUUUGACAAGAGUCUGGAUGACAACAUCCUCCAAAAGGCCAUUACUGGCUUCAGGAAAUGUGCAAAGAUAGCAGCUCACUAUGGAUUUAAUGAUGUUUUUGACAAUUUGAUCAUCUCGCUGUGCAAGUUUACAACUCUGAGCAGUGAGUCAGUAGAAAACCUCCCAACUGUGUUUGGGAGCAACACAAAGGCGCAAACAGCUGCCAAGACGGUGUUUGAUCUUGCCCAUCAGCAUGGCAACAUCCUCAGAGAAGGUUGGAAGAACAUCAUGGAUUCCAUGCUGCAGCUGUUCAGGGCCGAACUACUACCCAAAGCCAUGGUCGAGGUGGAGGAUUUUCUUGAGCCAAAUGGAAAAAUCUCUCUUCAAAGAGAGGAAACUCCUUCUCAUCGUGGGGAGUCGGCAGUCUUGAGUUUUGUCAACUGGCUGACUCUGAGUGGAGCUGAGCAGUCUGGACUAAGAGGACCUUCUAUGGAAAAUCAGGAAGCCAAACAAGCCGCCAUCCUCUGCAUAAAGCAAUGUGACCCAGAGAUGAUGAUCACAGAGAGCAAGUUCCUUCAGCUUGAGUCUUUACAGGAACUAAUGAAGGCGUUGAUAUCGGUCACCCCCGAUGACGAGACUUACGAUGAAGAGGAUGCCGCCUUUUGUUUAGAGAUGUUACUGCGUAUUGUUAUGGAGAAUCGAGACCGUGUGUCGUGUGUGUGGCAGACCGUGCGUGACCAUCUCUGCCAGCUCUGCGUCCACGCCAACGAGAGCUGUUUCUUGGUAGAGAGGGGUGUCGUUGGACUCCUUCGACUUGCCAUCCGCUUGCUCCGGCGAGAAGAUAUUAGUUCCCAGGUGCUCCUUUCCCUGCGUCUCCUGCUUAUGAUGAAACCACAUGUUUUGUCCCGGGUCAGUAGAGAGGUGGCUUACGGUCUUCAUGAACUGCUAAAGACCAAUGCAGCCAACAUCCAUAGCACAGACCAUUGGUACACUCUCUUCUCAUUGCUUGAAUGCAUUGGUGCUGGAGUGAAACCUCCCGCCUCCUUUCAGUUUACGUCUGCCAGCACAGACAUCGAAACAGGUGCUCAGUCAGACAGUGAGUUGCCAUCCCACCAUCCGAGUGAAGUGAGUUUAGAUCGCGGGUACACGUCUGACUCAGAGGUCUACACUGAACACAGCAAGACCCGAAUCCCUCGCUCCACAACAGAUGUGGAUGUUGCAAGCAGUGGAUGGCUGGUGGUUGGAAAAGAGGAUUUGGAAACCAGUAAGGCCCCUCCAGUAAGCUCCAAAUCUCAACUCAAUCACCCCUUGGUCAACCAGUACAGUCUCACAGUGGGUCAGGACCUUGGCCAGCACGACACAAAGUCUCUCAUCAAGUGUGUAGAAACACUGUCAUUCAUUGUCCGUGACGCUGCCCAUGUCACACCAGACAACUUUGAGCUGUGUGUUCGAGCGAUCCGGGUAUUCGUGGAGGCUAGCCUCAAUGGAGGUUACCGCAACCAUGACAAGAAGAAGAGUCAUAAGUUUGACUCUUCCAAGUCUCGUUUGAGGAAGAGGGUUGGAGGGAAGGAGAAAGAAGGUGGGAAUGGCACAAGACGAGGCGGAAGCCGGGCUUCCAGCCAACGUCCGUCACGUUCCCAUAGUGAUGAUGAGGAGGAGGAGGGUGUCCCAGCAAGUUACCACACGGUGUCAUUACAGGUUAGUCGGGAUCUUUUAGACUUGAUGCACACAUUGCACACUCGGGCUGCCAGCAUCUACAGCUCUUGGGCAGAAGAAGAGCGCAAUCUAGAGGCUGCCGGUAAAAAGAUCGAAGCUGACUCCCAGACACUGUGGACUAGCUGCUGGUGCCCACUGCUGCAAGGCAUUGCAUGGCUGUGCUGUGAUGCCAGACGGCAAGUACGUAUGCAGGCUCUCAACUACCUCCAGAGGGCUCUGCUUGUACACGAUCUCCAGACGCUAAAUGCUGCAGAAUGGGAAUCCUGCUUCAAUAAGGUGCUUUUUCCAUUACUGACCAAACUCCUCAACAACAUAAGCCCAGCUGAUGUUGGUGGAAUGGAGGAGACCAGAAUGAGAGCCUGUACCAUCCUAUCCAAGGUUUUUCUUCAACACCUCCUACCACUGUUGUCCCUGCCAACCUUUGCUGCCCUGUGGCUCACCAUUCUGGAUUUCAUGGACAAGUACAUGCAUGCAGGAUCCAGUGACUUAUUGUUGGAGGCCAUCCCAGAGUCUCUAAAGAAUAUGCUGCUGGUGAUGGACACAGCAGAAAUCUUCCGCAGUGCAGAUUCCAAGACAAAAUACUCAGACUUGUGGGAAAUAACGUGGGAACGAAUCGACUGCUUCCUGCCUCACCUGAGAGAGGAGCUCUUUAAACAGACUGUUUUACCAGUUCCUUCAGAACCAGUACCCAGUCCUCCUCCAUCAGAGUUGCAGGCACCAUCCUCAUCAGGCCGGCCUCCCUCACCACAGGGUUCUCUGGUUCCAGCACUCCAACAGCCGCCCUCUCCUGUGUCUCUGCCUGUAACGUCUGCAGAGCCUCGAACUCCCAGCAGGCCAGCAUCGCCGCAGGAGAUCCAAGCAGCCAAUGCCAAUGGGCCAGACCGAUCAUCUUCCCCCGUGCCAGUGCCACCACAGACCCCUCACAGUCAAGUGUCCUCACCCUUGAGCCAGUCACCUCUCAUCAUCCAACCCCUUGCUUCUCCACUGCAGGUGGGGGUCCCGCCCAUGUCCCUGCCAAUCAUCCUCAACCCCGCCCUCAUCGAGGCCACAUCACCGGUACCACUGCUCCCUGGUCCCAGACCUACGAGCCCCUCUGACGAGGUCCAGUAGGAGCUCUGUUGCUUCACUAAUAAAACGGCGCGCCACCAGCCCUCGUGGUACAGCUCAACACGCACUCUUCAACCUGUGACUUCACUCCAGGAACUCUGAUCCAGUCAUCUUAGGGUCUAUUGGAGGAUCAUGUCCUUAUAAUGGCAAUUCUGGCAGAUUACAGUUUAUUUUUGACUCAUUCCACACUGUGAAGGUAAAAAAAAAAGAAUCGUCAUCAUAUUCCCUUUAGAUAAUGUUGGUACAUUUUCUACUCUGGGAAUGUUCAUGGUGACUUGAGUUUACCCAAUGCUCAUGAGGAGACCCUAAUCAUGUUAGGGACUAUACUCUAAAGUCAUUGUUUGCUUUCUGACAACCAGAUUUAAGAUUUAGUAGUAUUUGGACAGUCCUGUAGUAAAAUAUCUUAGAAUCUAAAAGGAAAUAUACAGUAAUACAAAAACCGUUAAAAAUGUUAAUGCAUCGAAACAUAUUGGGAGGAAAAAAAGGAAUUCCAUCUAUUUUCUGUGCUGCUUAGAUCAUUAAAUACCCACACAUACACAUAUUGAUGCACUUGCAUAUGGUGGUGGAAUUAUUCAUGUGAAUGCUCCCCACAUUAGGCUUACGUAGUCUGUCAGAUUCCAUGUUUGAUCAUGUAAGCAAUGUGCUUCAAGACAUGUUAUUCACUGGAGCAAAUUUAAACCUCAUCAUGAAAUACUUUUUGUGCCUCUUAGUUGCAUGUUAAGGUUAAGAUUGCAGGCAAGGAGAGUUAAGUAUUUGAGGCACUGCAUGUCAAUUAAAUCAGGUUGAUUCACGUUCAGCAUCAUUGCAGCCUUGUAAUAACUCGUGUGGGAUCAGCUCAGACUGCAGUAAAAAAAUUCGAGGACAGAGAUUCAAUUGUUUUUCAUUUAUUGGGCUGAGACCGGUCCGCCCCCCUCUUCUUUUUUUUCUUUUGAAACCCCAUACAAAAAACAAGCUUUGUUUUAAAGCAUGUCAUCAAAGGUUUGUGUGCAUGUUCGGUCCUUCAGAGGAUCAGCAGAUCAACAUUCCAAAGUGUAGAUGAAUUAUAUAGAGUGCAGUAUUGUUAUUUUGUUGUUUCUCUUUGUGCUUGGUAUAGCUCCCUGUGUACAAUGUAGCACACACAGUUAAAUCCUAGGGCCCACAAACCUCAUCAAUGAAUGAAUGCGGUUCCCCCUUUUAGAUUUCAAACAGAAUUUGCCGACAGAAAUACUAUGUUGAUAUUUUUAAUGACAUUUCUCAGAAAAUUCAAAAAGAGUUCAAUUUCCAUAGAUAUAUAUUCCAUUCUGCUGAGCAAUAUAGGUUCAUGGCAUUUACUGGAUUUGAAAAGAUAUUGUUUUGCAUCAUUUUCUCAUGUGAUGACACUAAAAUUGACUACUUGUAUACUAGUUAUGUCACUUAAGACAGGACAGUGUCUCCUUAACGUUGGGUGGCCCUUGAGGUUCUCUUCGUGAUGUUUUAUGUUAUUUAUUGAGUUGGAAAAAAAUCACAACCCACACAUGGAAAAUUGGUCUCAUACCACGAACCGCUUAAGAGAUUUCUUUAAAAGAAACAAAAUAUAUAUUUUGUUUUGGAGCUGAUGUUUGGCUUGAACAGGAAAUCAAAUAAAUUUAAUAUGUACAUAAUAUACAAAUGAAAGGUGAUGUACUUUUUACGAUGUAAUAAAUAUAAUGUAAA
Messenger RNA from Phyllopteryx taeniolatus (common seadragon), 7710 nucleotides. It is a transcript of the gene gbf1, whose product is annotated as golgi brefeldin A resistant guanine nucleotide exchange factor 1. The record is from RefSeq and is a predicted model, not a curated record. Gene Ontology annotation, molecular function: guanyl-nucleotide exchange factor activity. Gene Ontology annotation, biological process: regulation of ARF protein signal transduction. NCBI's taxonomy places the organism in Eukaryota, Metazoa, Chordata, Actinopteri, Syngnathiformes, Syngnathidae. The transcript has 40 exons. Bases 424 to 6042 code for a protein of 1872 amino acids.